This is a messenger RNA of Cooperia oncophora, 315 nucleotides long. The record is from the annotation of a GenBank genome assembly. NCBI's taxonomy places the organism in Eukaryota, Metazoa, Nematoda, Chromadorea, Rhabditida, Trichostrongylidae.
CUGAACGUGGACUUUCAGCCGAUCUCUCCACUAAAAUACGAUCCAGACGAUCCGUCGACAUUUCCUCCGGAGGAAAAGCCGCCGAAAAGCUCCGAUAAGAAAGCGGACAAGGAUAAGAAGGCCAAGGAAAAAGAGAAAAAAGAGAAAGAUAAAAAACCGCCGCCAAAAAGCCAAGCAAGCCAGCUUCGUUCGGCCUAUCGUCCUCCUGUUGGAGCACUUCGAGAAGCGAACGACCUCGAAACGGUAAACGGUAUGGUGAGCAACUGGGGAGCCGUUCAAGAACCGUUGCCGGCCGAUAACGAAAAACCAAAAUGA